Cotesia congregata is the source of this 2370-nucleotide messenger RNA. Lineage: Eukaryota; Metazoa; Arthropoda; Insecta; Hymenoptera; Braconidae. The record is from the annotation of a GenBank genome assembly.
AUGACAGACACUAAAAUAAUUGGAUUUGAUAAUCCAAAUGAAGUGGAUAGUGAUGAUGGAUAUGAUAAUAAUGUACCAUCCGAGAUAAAAUCUAAAAAGAAAGGAACAGGUGCUUUUGGUUGCAUGGGAUUAAGUCAAAAUGUUCUUAAAGGUAUCACUGCAAAUGGUUACAAACACCCCACACCAAUUCAGAGAAAAACUAUUCCACUGGCAUUGGAAGGACGAGAUGUUGUUGCCAUGGCGAGGACAGGUAGCGGGAAGACGGCUUGUUUUUUAAUUCCAAUGCUUGAAAAAUUAAAAAUGAGACAACCGAAAGUUGGUGCGAGAGCACUAAUUUUAUCCCCAACCCGUGAAUUAGCAUUACAAACAUUGAAAUUUAUUAAAAAUCUUGCUCAUUACACGGAUUUAAGAGCUGCUGUUGUUUUGGGUGGUGACAGCAUGGAUGAACAGUUUGAAAGUAUUCACAACAACCCAGAUAUUCUUGUUGCAACACCUGGACGUUUUCUUCAUAUUUGUAUUGAAAUGGAUCUUAAAUUGGAUAAUGUUGAAUAUGUUGUUUAUGAUGAAGCCGAUCAAUUAUUUGAAAUGGGAUGGGGAGAACAAAUUAAUGAAAUAGCGAAUCGAUUACCAGAAUCACGUCAAACGCUACUUAUCUCGGCAACACUUCCUAAAGUUUUAGUUGAAUUUGCAAAAGCUGGUCUGAGUGAUCCAGUUCUAAUACGUUUGGAUGUCGAGAGCAAAUUACCAGAAGAAUUGAAACUAUCAUUCAUAACUUGUAGACCAGAAGAAAAAGUAGCUGUUUUGCUGUGUUUACUUAAAUAUGUCAUUAAACCAGAUUCACAAACAAUUGUUUUUGCUAGUACAAUGCAUCAUGUCGAAUACAUUCACAUGAUAUUGGACCAUGCUAAUAUAACAAAUACUUUCAUUUACUCAAAUUUAGAUUCUUCAGCACGUAAAAUUAAUGCUGCGAAAUUCAAAGCUAAUGUAGUUAAAGUUUUGAUUGUAACAGAUGUAGCAGCGAGAGGAAUUGAUAUUCCACAUUUGGAUAACGUAAUUAAUUUUAAUUUUCCAGCUAAGAGUAAGCUUUUUGUUCAUCGUGUUGGACGCUGUGCUCGAGCUGGAAGAACUGGAACAGCGUAUAAUAUAGUUUCUAACGAUGAAUAUGCAUAUCUUCUGGAUUUAAAUCUUUUCUUAGGUUUACCUUUUAGCAUAGUGCCAUCAGAAUCAUCGACAAAAAGUAUUGAAAGUGCUAUCGGAAAAUUGCCACAGUCCAUGAUCGAGCAGGAAGUCGCAGAAUUGAUUGCAUGGCACGAUAAUAAUACCGACCUUUUGAAUAUGCAAAAUGUCUGUAAAAAUGCUUACCAACAAUACAUUCGUUCAAGACCAGCAGCUUCAACAGCAAGUAUAAAAAGAGUUAAAGAGCUAGAUAUAGCUAGUGCUGGUGUGCAUUCUGAAUUUAUGAACAUGGCACCUAAGAUUGCAGAUUUAUUGACACAAAUGAAAAGUUAUAGACCUCGAGGGACUGUAUUUGAAGUAUGUAGAAAGCCGUCUUCAACCGAUUACAAAGUAAUGACAGCAAAACGCGAACUUCAUAGCGAUGUAAUUACAAAAUUUAAAUCUAAACAAGCUGAAAGAAAAGAAAAUACGUUGAAAAUUGUGAAUAAUAUUAAACAAGAAUCAAAACUUGAUACAAGUACAAAUGACGAAAUUAGUAAUGCAUUCAAGGAGGUUGUUAAGCCGAAAAAAAGAAAAAUUGAUGACUUGUACAAAGAACCUAAGAAAAAGAAACGUGGUGUUCGUGAUGAAGAAUUUUAUAUUCCUUAUUCUGCUCCAGAUAAACAUACUGAAGAUGGGCUUGCUGUGAAUAAUUUUGCAACAUCAGCUGAGCGAGAGCAAAUGGACUUGACUGGUGAUAAUGAAGACGCGUUCCGACAACAGAAACAAAUGAAAAAAUGGGACAGAAAAAAGAAAAAAAUGGUUACCGUUAAUAAUACUUCAAAAGUUGGAAAGAUCCGUACGGAAAAUGGUACUUGGAUUUCAGCUUCUUUCAAGACAAACCGUUAUAAACAGUGGAAAGAAAAAUCUAAAAUUGAUAGCUUAAAUAACGAUUUUGAUGAUGAUGUUGAUGAACCAGAAGAUGUAAAAAAAUUGCAAGUAAAUUCACACACUCAUUGGGGAAGGCACAAUAAGAAAGUUAAAGAAAAAAUGUUGAAAGCUAAAAAUGAAUUGAAAAGACCUGAACAAAUUUUGAAACAACGGAGAAUACAAGAGAUGAAAAAAGAAAGAGAAGAAAAACUUCGAGGAAAAGGCAAAGGCAAAGGCAAGGGCAAGGGCAAGGGCAAAGGAAAAGGAAAAGGCGGUAGGAAAUAG